AUGUCUUAUAAAAUGGAAAGCUUCACUCUCGACGAUCAACUCAUGGCAGGACAAUUUGCAACAACUCACCGAAAGUCGGUUUCAGAAAGCAAGUUGCUCGAAGCACCCGAAACGCCCAUGUUUAGAGUCGAAUCAUCCAUCAAUGUCAAUUCGACUUUCACACCUCGGACUCCAACUAAUAGACCCAAUUCAUAUACUUUUGCUCAGCUUUUCACUCCUACUCAAAGACCAAAGAGCGAAAGAGAGUUAUAUGCGAACUUCUUUACUAGACUUGAAUCUCAUCAAGUUCAAUUACUUCGAGACCGACGCAGAUGGACAUCUUUAACUCCUCAAUCUCAGGCUAAAAAGGAUCCACGGAGUGAAAGUGUCCUUCAUACGGAGUGGAAUCCGUAG
This is a messenger RNA of Melampsora larici-populina 98AG31, 393 nucleotides long. RefSeq lists its product as uncharacterized. The transcript is spliced from 3 exons. NCBI's taxonomy places the organism in Eukaryota, Fungi, Basidiomycota, Pucciniomycetes, Pucciniales, Melampsoraceae. Bases 1 to 393 code for a protein of 130 amino acids. The record is from RefSeq and is a predicted model, not a curated record.